Messenger RNA from Orbilia oligospora ATCC 24927, 819 nucleotides. RefSeq lists its product as uncharacterized. The coding region runs from base 1 to 819 and encodes 272 amino acids. The transcript has a single exon. The record is from RefSeq and is a predicted model, not a curated record. NCBI's taxonomy places the organism in Eukaryota, Fungi, Ascomycota, Orbiliomycetes, Orbiliales, Orbiliaceae.
AUGUAUAUCAAUCAGCUCAAGAGGCAGCUAGGUGCCCCUGGCAAUAUCCUACCACCUUCAGGGGACCCUGCAGGAGCAUCAGCGCCACCACCGGUUCAGGCCUGGGCUCCUCCCCCCGUAGUUCAACCUGCCCCUCCUGGUUCACAAGCCCCACCAGUGUGGUCACCGCCCGGCCAGGUCGUACCCGGCCGCCCUGCUAAACCCCCAGCUUCUGGCGACACAACCGCAGCAAAUCAGCUACCAAAUGGCGUCGACCCAGCUGCAUACAACAGCAUGUUCGGCGAGCCCACCCAGCCACUAGAUCUUGUUUCCGAUAAAGUACCAUCGACUCGCACUAGCACCCACUAUUCCCGAACUACAAAGGGUGACAUGGCAGCUGGGAUCCUCGUAUUAAUAUUCCUAGCAGGCCUGGCAACAUGGACGAUCGUCCACUACCGACGUCGGAAAAUGCGAAGAAACAAUGCAGAGGGCAAUGUGUCGAAAACUGAGCCGGCGGAUAUUGAGGGAAUCGUCCCUGAAGCCGAAGGUGGUGGGCAGUUUCGAGUUAAAACGGAAAUGCAGGAGGUCAAAGAGCCGGAACAACCGGAACCCGUGUACGGAAGUUUCCAGACGCACAGGAACGGGCGUCAAAAAUCCCAUCCGAUAUAUUCGAUACGAAAUCCGCGGCCUAAUCUUCGGAAAUCCAAGAGUGCUUCUCGCCCAGGAACACCUACUCCGCCUCUGAGCCCGGCGUUGAGUCCAGCGAAGGAAAGGUACUAUUAUCGAGAUCGAUAUCGUUGGAAGCCAUUUAAGGACAUAGGAAGAAGCAGUCGGGGGUAG